This is a messenger RNA of Culex pipiens pallens (northern house mosquito), 792 nucleotides long. RefSeq lists its product as uncharacterized. The coding region runs from base 1 to 792 and encodes 263 amino acids. The record is from RefSeq and is a predicted model, not a curated record. Lineage: Eukaryota; Metazoa; Arthropoda; Insecta; Diptera; Culicidae. The transcript has a single exon.
AUGUCGACUAGGGCCAAGCUGGUCAAGAAGCGGGACCUGAUCAUCGCGCACCUGACUCGAUCGAAGAAUUUCCUCAAGGGCUACGAUGCGGCGACGCAACAGCAUCUAGUGUCUGUCCGGAUGGAAAAGCUCGAAGGAAAAUGGGAGGAGUUUGAAGCGUUGCAGCUGGAGAUCGAGGAGCUCGAGGACAAGGACUACGAGGCAGGCGUCACUGCCGACGCGUCCAAGGAAGAAGUGGAGAAGCGAGUGAAGCAGUUGGAGGAAAAGGAGCAGCAGCGAGAGGACAUGAUGAGGAGGUUUGAGGAACUGUACUACGAGGUAAGGGCAGGGUUGCUAGCUAGGAUGCCGAAGGUGGUUGCACCUUCUUCUGGUUGUAACGAUGGGGCACCGAAAGUGCAUGCUGGCGUUCAUCUGCCCAAGAUUGAAUUGCCAAAGUUUAACGGGGAUUACGAUCUGUGGUUGCCUUUCCAUGACACCUUCAAGUCUUUGAUCCAUGAAAACCCGGAUUUAAAGAUCAUUCAAAAGUUCCACUAUUUGCGGUCAUGCGUGGUUGAAGAGGCUGAGAGAAAAAUCGAGAAUCUCCAGUUGAGCGAGAUCAACUAUGAGAUUGCGUGGGAUACUCUUGUCAAACGGUUCUCGAACAAGUAUCUCAAUAAGAAACGGCAUGUCAACGCGUUGUUGCACUUUCCGCGCGCGGAGAAGUUGACGGCGAGUGGGAUUCAUGAAGUGAUCGACUGUUUCGACCGGUGUACGAAGAUCUUGGAUCAGCUGGGUGAGGUUUCGUCGGGCUGA